Photinus pyralis (common eastern firefly) is the source of this 2750-nucleotide messenger RNA. RefSeq names its product ATP-binding cassette sub-family F member 1. The transcript is spliced from 2 exons. NCBI's taxonomy places the organism in Eukaryota, Metazoa, Arthropoda, Insecta, Coleoptera, Lampyridae. Bases 104 to 2650 code for a protein of 848 amino acids. Gene Ontology annotation, molecular function: ATP hydrolysis activity; ATP binding. The record is from RefSeq and is a predicted model, not a curated record.
CAUAACCUUAAACUGUCAUUUGAAUCCGUCUUUCAAGUUCACGUGCUAACCAUAUGCCUUUCUGUUUAGGUUUGUGCCAUUUUAAAUCAGUGCCCCAAUAAGAAUGUCUUCAAAGCGUGGAAAUAAGAAAAACCUAAAUAUUGACGAAGAUGAUCUAAAACCUGUGAAAGUAAACGAUGUUGCAAAAACCAAUUCAGUCUCCAAAACUGGGAAAGGUAAAAAGGGCAAAUCCAAAAAUAAAGAUGACUGGGGUGAUGAUGAUGAUAAAAACUUUGAGUUAGAUGUCAAUGACGUUUCCGAUGAUGAAGGUCCCAUUACUAAUAAGAAAAGUAAAAACAAGGCGAAGUUAAAGGGCAAAGUUUUAGAAAGUUUGAUGGAUGAAGAAGACUCGUCAGUCCCAGAGCCUGUCAAAAGUAAGCCUAAUAAGAAGAAAGAUAAAGCUAAGGUGACUGAGGACUUAAGCGAUGAGGAUGAAAACGAUAUUCCUGAUGAAAUUCCACACAAGGCCGCUACGAAGAAAAGUCAAAAUCAAGGAAAUUUUAUCAACGAUGAUGAUGCAAGCGACGUCGAUUUGAAAGGCGAGUCAGAUUCUGAAAUCACAUCAAAACCAGUGCAGAAAAAGAAUAAGAAAAAUAAAAGCAAAAAAGCAAAUAGUGAUGAAGAAUUAUCAGAAGCAUUUAAUGAGGUUGAAGUAAAAGAUAAAAAAAGCAAAUCCACAGCCAAACCUACAACAGAAAGCGAUGCUAAUGAUGCUGAAGAUAAUGUAGCGGAAAUUGCUAAUUCAAACGAUGCACCCUCUGUAGAAGAUGAAGGAAUCAGCAAGAAACUAACUCAUAAAGAAAAAAAGAAACUUAAAAAACAACAGGAGUAUGAAAAACAGGUGGAAACAAUGUUAAAGAAGGGGGGAUUAGGUCAUUCCGAUUUAGAGUCUAAUUUCACAGUUUCGCAAGCGCAACGUUCUGCAGGACAGAAAGCAGCACUUGAAAACGCCGUGGAUAUUAAGAUUGACAAUUUUAGCAUAUCUGCAAAAGGUAAUGAGUUGUUCGUGAAUGCUAGUUUAUUAAUAGCUAAUGGAAGACACUACGGGCUUGUCGGACCUAAUGGCCAUGGCAAGACAACCUUGUUGAGGCAUAUCUCCCAACGAGCAUUCGCUAUCCCCCCUAAUAUUGAUAUACUUUAUUGCGAGCAGGAGGUUGUCGCCGAUGAUUACACUGCCGUCGAAUCGGUAAUCAGGGCGGAUACGAAGUUAAUUUCGCUACAAGAAGAGUGCAAGAAUUUGGAGAAUGCCAUUCAUUCUGGCGAUCUGGAAGUUCAAGAUCGUCUUAACGACGUUUAUGCCGAAUUAAAAGCUCUUAAUGCGGAUUCUGCUGAACCUAAAGCGCGUCGGAUUCUUGCCGGUCUGGGAUUUACCAAGGAAAUGCAGAAUCGAGCGACGAAACAUUUUUCCGGUGGUUGGCGUAUGAGAGUAUCGUUGGCACGAGCUUUGUACAUGGAACCAACUCUUCUACUUCUUGAUGAACCGACCAAUCAUUUGGAUUUGAAUGCUGUUAUUUGGCUUGAUAAUUAUUUGCAGAACUGGAAGAAAACUUUGUUAAUCGUAUCCCAUGACCAGUCAUUUUUGGACAAUGUCUGCAAUGAAAUUAUCCAUUUAGACCAACAAAAAUUAUACUACUACAAGGGUAAUUAUUCGAUGUUUAAGAAAAUGUUUGUCCAAAAACGAAAAGAAAUGAUAAAAGAUUAUGAGAAACAGGAGAAGAGAAUUAAGGAAUUGAAGUCUCACGGAUCUUCCAAGAAGCAGGCUGAAAAGAAGCAAAAAGAAGCUCUCACCCGUAAACAAGAGAAAAAUAGGACAAAAUUACAAAAGCAAGAGGAUGACAAUCAAAUUGCGGAAUUACUGCAAAAACCGCGCGAUUACAUAGUCAAAUUUUCCUUCCCUGAUCCACCUCCUCUGCAACCACCUAUUUUAGGUCUGCACAAUGUAACAUUUGCAUAUGCUGGACAAAAACCGCUGUUUAAAAGUACAGAUUUCGGAAUUGACCUCAGUAGUCGUGUCGCAAUUGUUGGACCAAACGGUGUCGGAAAGUCUACUUUCCUUAAUCUACUGACGAGCGAUCUUCAACCCCUCCAAGGUGAAGUGAAAAAAAAUCAUAGAUUGCGUAUUGGUAAAUUUGAUCAACAUUCUGGAGAACAUUUAACGGCCGAAGAGACUCCCUCAGAAUAUCUAAUGCGGUUGUUUGAUCUCCCGUACGAGAAGGCGCGAAAACAGCUCGGGACCUUCGGUUUGUCUAGUCAUGCUCAUACAAUUAAAAUGAAAGAUCUAUCUGGCGGUCAAAAAGCAAGAGUGGCCUUGGCGGAAUUGUGUUUGAAUGCUCCAGAUGUGGUUAUUCUCGAUGAACCUACCAACAAUCUCGACAUUGAAUCGAUCGAUGCACUGGCGGACGCAAUUAAUGACUACAAAGGUGGUGUCAUAAUUGUAUCUCACGAUGAAAGACUUAUUAGAGAGACUGAGUGUACGUUGUUUAUUAUUGAAGAUCAAACAAUUAACGAAGUUGAUGGUGACUUUGAUGAUUACAGAAAAGAGUUGCUGGAAAGUUUGGGAGAAGUUGUUAAUAAUCCAAGUAUAGCAGCUAAUGCGGCCGUGGCACAGUGAGAAAAUCGUGUGUAUUAUGUAUUCAUUGAAAAUAGUUCGUUUUGGAAUUGUUAAAGUGAACGAGAUGAACGAUUUUAAAUAUAAUUUAUUUUUAUCACAU